This is a messenger RNA of Funneliformis geosporum, 1506 nucleotides long. NCBI's taxonomy places the organism in Eukaryota, Fungi, Glomeromycota, Glomeromycetes, Glomerales, Glomeraceae. The record is from the annotation of a GenBank genome assembly.
AUGAGAGAAUCCAACUUUUCAUUUCCCUCACAAAACCGUGCCUCGGUCUGCAUUACUUCUGCUCUUUAUGACAGAAGAGCGCUUGACUGCACGGCCAUCUUACCAUUAAUUAACUCCCUGACACAUCUUACCUACUUAACAAGUACUUCUCCACGCAUCCGAGAGAUUCUCACGAUGGAUGGAGGGUUGGAACGCUUAGUCCGUAUCCUUAAAACUACGAAAGUGAACGAUAAAAGAAGCGGUUGGAAAUGGUCUAUGGCAUUUCAAUGUGUUGCUAACGUUGGAGUACGGGGUUCUGAGACAAUUAGAACUAGAGUUGUGGAUGCUGCAAAUUUCGUUGGAGCUUUAGAAAAUGGUAACGCGUUGAAUAUUAUUCAGAUGUCUGAAGAGUCUGAACAACUUUUAACUUCUUAUCCUCACUCACCUAAUUCAACAACAUCCAUUUUCCCUUCUUCUGAUUACCAAAAUGUAACUUCUGAUAUUUCAUCUAAUAUGCAUGGUAUUACGCCUUCGAAUACAGCAGCUGCUUCUACGAACAGGUUUCUAACAAAUGUCACAACACCUUAUGAUAUAAGGUCGUCUGAUGAUGCAAGAUCGGAUGUUGCAUCUUGGGGUUCGGUUGCAGACAAUGAAGAAACCACAAUGCCACAACUUCCACAAGCAAUUACAGGCACAGCUGGAACAAAUAUAACUCCAAGCCUGCGACCAUCACAACUACCGAAUAAUACAAGUAACAAUCCAACAAAUCUCGCUUCGCAAUCAACAACAACAAUGGAAAUUGACGUACUUUAUCGUGAAGAAGAUAUUCUUUUGUCCCUUCAGCUACUAGCCUACCUUUCAAAGUAUCCCCAUUUACGCGCUACUUUUCACACGGCUUAUCCGCCUCAUAACGUAUUCUCUCUUGUAGAAAAGUUCACUCAUCGCCUCCAUCCUGCGGAGAUUCAAUAUUGGGCUGGUGUUAUCAUGCGCAAUGCUUGUCGUAAGGAUGAAAUUCGUGGUGGAAUCCGUCAAUGUGCUUAUAUGGCUUGCGGUAAAUGGGAAAGUUAUCCAAGAGAGUUUGCAAAAUGUCGGAGAUGCCGUAAAGCUAAAUAUUGUUCUAAAGCAUGUCAAUCAAAGGCAUGGAGUGAAGGACAUAGGUGGUGGUGUAUGGAACGACUUAGUCAUGCGGACGCAGAUACAUCUGGACAUGGUCAGUCAAUUUCUAGUAUGGAACGACAUAGAUCUGCGGAUGCAGAUACAUCUGGGAACAGUCAGUCAUCUUCUAGCAUGGAUACAGAUCCACCUGCGAAUGGUCAGCCAACUUCUAUUUUGGAAAGACACAGACAUGCGGAUGCAAAUACUUCUAAUUCAACUUCAUCUACAAAUUCGAGCGGACACCGUUCUCGUUCAUCUCGUUCAACAAAUUCCACAGGUAAUUCAAGGUCAACAACAAAUCGCGAAGCAACGACGGUGACAACUGGUUCGACAUCUCACGGCCGUGAUUCUGGAUCAGUUUUAGUAUCGUGA